CAGCACCGUUAGCACACGAGGCUACUUAACGGUAACUAGACUCUGUGUAACGACAGUGUUUUCCGGGCGAGCCUGAGGGUCAGAGCUGCUCUGAAGAAGGUGGAAUUACGACGGACGAUAGUAUAAAACGAGUAAGCGGCGACCCCCCACUGACUGACACCCUGCGAUUCCUGUGGUUCCCCCUGCAUUCAACUUCAGUGUGUCAGGGUUCUGUCGGUGGUUUGGACUUUCAUUGGACAAUUUUUUAAGAGGCUAUUCGGUAUGGCACAGCCUCCCCCUGGGGCCGGCGUGCACUCCCAGCAGCCCGUGGUGCCCUGCACCUCCCGAGCCCAUGUUCAGGGAACUGCAGGAGCCAUGUGUCUCCCUCCCCCCAACAGCAUGGACGGUAAGCAACAGGGGCCGGUGACAGAGGAAGUGGCUUUACCAAACCCACAAGAUGGAGGCGUUUCUCUGGAGCCCUUCAUACACCAGGUGGGGGGUCACACCAGCAUGAUGCGGUACGAUGACCACACCGUGUGUAAGCCUCUGAUCAGCAGAGAGCAGCGCUUCUAUGAGUCUCUGCCUCCUGAGAUGAAGGAGUUCACUCCCGAGUAUAAAGGCGUGGUCCUGGUGUGCUUUGAAGGCGGCUCCGACGGCUACAUCAACCUGCUGGCUUACCCCUACGUGGACAACAUGGAGGACAUGAUGGGGGAGCUGGAGGAGCAGGACCCCCCGGAGAGGGAGCAGCAGAGGCGGACGCAAUCCCGCCGCAGCCCGUCCUCCUCGUCCUCCGAAAACAAGGAGGAGCGGGCCGAGCAGAGGGAGGAUCACGAUAACAACCUGCUUUCCUGCUUCAGUUCUGUGAAACAGAGUCCCCUGCUGGACCCAAAGGUCCGCUCGGAUGUCCCGUUGCAGUCCAGCAGCAGCGUGGCCUCGGAGAAGAUCGGCCUCAGCCCCUGGAGCCAGGUGUGCCACAAGCAGCAACUCGACCGGAUGAGAUCCAAGUCCAAGAACCGCAGGUGCAUCAAGUACCUACUGCUGGAGAACGUCGUCCACCACUUCUCCUUCCCCUGCAUCCUGGACCUGAAGAUGGGAACCCGGCAGCACGGCGACGACGCCUCUGAGGAGAAGGCAGCCCGGCAGAUAAAGAAAUGCGAACAGAGCACUUCGGCCAAGCUGGGCGUCAGAAUGUGUGGCAUGCAGGUGUACCAGCUUAGCGGGGGACCAUACCAUUACCUGGACAAGUACUAUGGGCGCGACCUGUCGGUCGAAGGCUUCCGCCAAGUGCUCUGUCUGUUCCUGGACAACGGGAAGGGCCUGAGGCGGGACGUCUUUGAGCCGAUCCUAAAUAAGCUCCGCAACCUGAAGGUGGUGCUAGAGAGGCAGGAGUCCUACCGCUUCUACUCCUCCUCUCUUCUCAUCAUCUAUGAGGGAAAGGAGUCUGAAGACGCCCCGCCGCCCGACCCUGGGCAGAGCGCCGCCCCUGCAGAUGUCCACGCCGCUCCUUCUCCUCACGCCGACAUUUCCAGUGAAACGGACUUCAACCAGAACCAGGACUCGGACCUGGAGCCUCUGUCCUCUCAGGGACCUGGACAUUCGGCGCCAGACGCCCCCCCCUCUCCCUUUCCGCCCAGCGUGACGGACUGCUGCCCCUUUGUGCCCUGCCCCCCGUCAAAAUGUCCCUCCCUGCAGCCGCCUCAGCAGCCCCCUCUGGUGGACGUUCGCAUGAUCGACUUUGCCCACUCCACCUUCAGGGGUUUCCGCAACGACACGGCCAUGCACAAAGGCCCAGACCGGGGCUACGUGUUCGGACUGGAGAACCUGAUCCACAUUCUUGAGGACAUUCAACACGAGAACCUGCCGUAGCUCCAGAGGCUCCCGUGCGGUUCUGUCGGACCAAACCGGCUCGGUUCUGUUCAAUAAACAACAAAAAAGUCCUCCCACUCUAGAGACUGAUCGGUCUUUAAGCAAACACACACACACAC
This is a messenger RNA of Gambusia affinis (western mosquitofish), 1964 nucleotides long. RefSeq names its product inositol hexakisphosphate kinase 1-like. Gene Ontology annotation, biological process: inositol phosphate biosynthetic process; phosphatidylinositol phosphate biosynthetic process. Gene Ontology annotation, cellular component: nucleus; cytoplasm. NCBI's taxonomy places the organism in Eukaryota, Metazoa, Chordata, Actinopteri, Cyprinodontiformes, Poeciliidae. The transcript is spliced from 9 exons. Gene Ontology annotation, molecular function: inositol hexakisphosphate kinase activity. The record is from RefSeq and is a predicted model, not a curated record. The coding region runs from base 262 to 1845 and encodes 527 amino acids.